Messenger RNA from Xyrauchen texanus (razorback sucker), 5738 nucleotides. Its product is annotated as GTPase IMAP family member 8-like. The transcript has 3 exons. The record is from RefSeq and is a predicted model, not a curated record. NCBI's taxonomy places the organism in Eukaryota, Metazoa, Chordata, Actinopteri, Cypriniformes, Catostomidae. Bases 163 to 1605 code for a protein of 480 amino acids. Gene Ontology annotation, molecular function: GTP binding.
CAAAUCAUAAAAUAACGCGUCAUGUUCUGGAGGUGUUUUAGAUUGAAAACGAAAGUAAAUCUGUUUUAAAAGUGGGUGAACAAUUUAGUUUGCCAAAAUCCAGCUGAAGUAAUUUUCUCAAAUUCAUACAGUAAGAUUUGAAUUUCGAGCUACACUCUAAAAAUGGAAGAAAUGAAUAAAAAAACAAAAACGGGUUUCAAUUUGGUCUUACUUGGAAGAAAAGGAGUAGGAAAAAGUGCCUCUAGGAACAAAAUCCUUUCAUACUCCACUUCAGUCACACAGAAUAAAGCUGAGAAAUCUGGUUGUCAAUUAUCAGUCACUGUUUACGACACACCAGGAUUCUCCGACACAGAGUUGAGUGAAGAAGAGAUUCGGCUGAAAUAUCAGAGUGUUCUACAGAAAUGUAAUUCAGAUCUCUCUGCGUUUCUCCUGGUCAUCAGAACUGACAGAUUCACUAAAGAAGAUGAAGACGCUGUGAAGAAGAUUGAGAAGAUCUUGGGAGAAGAGCGCCGAAGAAAAACCUGGAUUCUCUUCACCAGAGGUGAUGAACUGGACAAGAAAAAUAUGACAAUAAAUACAUUUAUUACAGAGAACCAACCAUUAAAAAAACUAGUUCAGAAAUAUGAGGGCAGAUACCACAUGUUCAACAACAAGAACGAAGGAGCAUCUGACGAAUCAGAAAUCCUGCUUGGAAAAAUUUUCAAGAGGUAUUUGGAGACAAUUGUGUCAAAGAAUGAACUUAAAAGAAUUCCUGUCAACAACACAGAGAUCCCAAAAGAUAGUCCUCCAGAAACAAGAUUGGUUCUGCUGGGGAAGAGUGGUGUUGGAAAGAGUGCCGUUGGAAACACAAUACUGGGAAAACAGAAAGUGUUUAAAUCUGUGAUGAGCUCAAGUUCAGUGACCCAUGAAUGUUCAGAGAAACACGUCACUGUUUCAGGCAGAAAUGUGUCUGUUGUUGAUACACCUGGAUUAUUUGAUACAGACAUGAAACCUGAAGAAUUUGUGACAGAGAUCGGGAGAAGUGUUUAUUUAUCCAGUCCUGGACCGCACGCUUUUCUCAUCGUGUUUCCUGUGAAUAUGAGAUUCACUGAACAGGAACAACAGAUUCUUCAGAAGAUUGAAACACUGUUUGGAGAGGAAGUGUUGAAAUACUCCAUCAUUCUCUUCACUCAUGGAGAUCUGUUAGAAGAAACGUCUGUAGAGAAAUUCAUUGAGGAGAAUUGUAAUCUUAAAAAUCUAGUUCAGAAGUGUGGAGGCGGAUAUCAUGUGUUUAAUAAUAAAGAGCUCAAUAACAGAGAUCAGGUGACUGAACUACUGCAGAAGAUUGACACAAUGAUACAGCAGAAUGGAGGAGGACAUUACACUAAUCAGAUGUAUCAAGAUGCUCAGAGAUUUAAACAAGGCAAUGCAACAAGUGAAGGAAACACAAGCACUGAGUCAGGGUUUGUAGAGUUCAUGAAGAAGUAUGGGCUUUGUAUUCUCAAAGGGGCAGUAAUGGGUGGACUUGUAGGUUUACUUGGAUUGCUGUCAGGUCCAAAGCUAGCUGCCAUCUUGAGUUGCAGUUUUGCUGUUGUUGGAGCUUCUGUGGUAUGUUCAUAUUCAUAAAAAUAUAAUUCAACAUAAAUUUAGAUGUACAUGCAAUUAUUUAGUACAUACUUCUCAUCAACAUAAUUUAGAGUCACAAAGGUCAGCAUUUUAUUCCAUAUUUUUAUCUAGAUUAUACAUGAUAUUAGUUCACACAUAUGAUAAAUUAUUGACUAUCUGCAUAAUCAUAUAAUCACAAUAGAUAGUGCUCAUAUUUAAUAUUACUGUCAUUUCAAAUCAGAUGAUUGCAACACACUCAAAAAAGUUGGGUGUUUACCACUGUGAAACAUCACCAUUUCUUCUAAUAACACCUAUUAAUCAUCUGGGCACCGAAGACACAGGUUUAAGUUUAGAAAGUGGCAUUUUCCCUAUUCAUUAUGGAGGUCUUUAGCUGAAAAAUUGUACAUAGUUUUCAUUACAGGAUUGUGUGUUUAAUAAUGCACCACACAUUCACAAUUAACGACAGGUCAGGACUGCAGGCAGGCCAAUCUAGCACCCGCACACCCACUGAUGCUGGUAACAGCUUGGAUGGUCUUUUUCCUCUUUGGCCCGAAUAACACGAUGGCUGUUUUUUCAAAAAAAAACAUUUAAUUGUGGACACUUCAGACCAAAUAACACAGUUCUUCUGUUCUACAUUCCAUCUAAGAUGAGAGCGAGUCCAGAGAAGUCAGGAGCGCUUCUGGACAGUGAUGAUGUACAGCUUCUCCUUUACAUAGUAAAGUCUGAACUUGCAUCUGUGGAUGCAGCGGCGAGUGGUGUUGACUAACAAAGGUUUACUAAAGUUGAGAGCGAGUCCAGAGAAGUCAGCAGCGCUUCUGGACAGUGAUGAUGUACAGCUUCUCCUUUACAUAAUAAAGUCUGAACUUGCAUCUGUGGAUGUAGCGGCGAUGCUGUUGACUAACAAAGGUUUACUAAAGUUGAGAGCGAGCCCAGAGAAGUCGGCAGCGCUUCUGGACAGUGAUGAUGUACGGCUUCUCCUUUACAUAGUAAAGUCUGAACUUGCAUCUGUGGAUGUAGCGGCGAGUGCUGUUGACUAACAAAGGUUUACUAAAGUUGAGAGCGAGCCCAGAGAAGUCGGCAGCGAUUCUGGACAGUGAUGAUGUACGGCUUCUCCUUUACAUAGUAAAGUCUGAACUUGCAUCUGUGGAUGCAGCGGCGAGUGGUGUUGACUAACAAAGGUUUACUAAAGUAAUCCCAAGCCCAUGUUUGUGAUAUCCAUCACAGUUACGUCUGGGCUAUAUAGAUUUCGCACAUUCAGAAGUGUUUUUCAUCUAGCCUUUUACGCUCCGAGGUUGGACCAGAUUCCUUGAAUCUUUUAACUAUAUUGAGCACUGCAGAGGGUGAAAUGCCCAAAAACCUUCCAAUUUGUCUUUGGGGAACAUUGUUCUCAAAUUACUGGAUUAUUUGCUGAAGCAUCUGUUGACAAAUUAACAAGUCUCAAAUGAUCCUUGCUCUUGAAGGACUCAGCUGUUUUUGGAGGCUCCUUAUACACUAUACAGUACUAUGACACAAUUAUAUCAACUGUUUAACAUAUCCUGUUUCACAUCGACCUACUUAUUUUAACUAGAAAAAAUGUUAUUAGUCUUAAAUUGCCCCUGUCUCAACUUUUGGAGCAUUUUGCAAUAAUCUCAUUUGAAAUGACUGUACAUUUAAAAAAAAUAAAUACUAAUAAUUAAUUCACAAGGAACAUAAUAUAAUGUGUAGUUGAAUAUAGGGUGAUUUCAUAUAGCAAAGGGUGAUUAUAAUUUACAAAUCACUCAAUUUGCACCCCCGUGUAAUAAGCAUCUGCCACACAGGCCACCUAUUUACACCCCAAAAAUCUGAUGGGACCAUAGAAAUAUACGACAAACUAAACAAUAUAUGUGGAUAUCGUAUCGUGGGGUGUAAAGACGGUGUGUAAAUGUGUACUCUUGUCCUAGCAACUGCCGUUUGAAUCUACGUUUUGUCCCACUCUUUUCCCCAUUGAUUUCCUGUUUCCACUCUUAACAUUUAUUUUAAUAUUACUUAAAAUAAUAGAUGAAAAUUAAUAUAAAUGUUGAUUUCAGCGCAGUGAUUUGUCACUGAGAAUGUCGAGGGGUGCAGAGAUGGGUUUGAUCAGAAGGCGGUGUCUGUUGAUCGCACUUGUUCCUGUGGCACGGCAUCACUUAUGUGUACAUUGCAUCACUCUAUUACUAAUAUUGUUGUGACUAUGUUCUUUGGCAGAAACCAUAGUUUUAAUGCAAUUAACCAUAGUUUUACUACAGUAAUAUGGUGAUAAUAUAUUAACCAUGGUUCAUUUUAUUAUUACUGUAAAUUUACUAAACAUACAAUGGUGAAACCAUGGUUACUGUAGUUAAACCAAGGUUAUUUUUUCUAAGGUAAGGUUAAGGUUAGGUUUCAGGGUAGAGGUUAAAGUAGUGUCUGUGGGGCUCUAAAUAAACACACUAAACACACUGCAGUGAUGCCCAUGUUAGUAAUUAAAUAUGACACUAUUAACACCAGGGUGCAAUUAGUAUCUACCAUUAUUUGCACCAGGGAGCAAAUCACAUCUGCCUAAAUAAAAUUGGCAAACAUCCAUCCAUUUUUACACUCACUUAUCCUAUGUAGGGUCACAUGGAGUGCUAGUUCAGGCAGAAGGCAGGCAACACUCUGAAAAGGUGGUCAGUUCUUUACAGGGCUAACACAUAAAUACAAACACUCACACCUACAGUCAAAUUGUAGUUUUCAGUUAUCUAACCUGCAUGUUUUUUAACUGUGGAGGAAACCCAACAUGCAAACUCCACACAGAAAGCUCAUGCUGUCAGUGUUGACCACUGGGCCAGCAUAAAUUGGCAACAAUAUACAGUAUAGAAGUGUAUAUUAUUUAUUUAGAACAGAUUCCAUACCUCACAGUUGACAGAACUAAGUUCUAAGACCCCAUUCUUUUAUUUGAUCAAGUUUUAUUUCCUAAUGCUAUUUGGUUUAUUGAUCCUAACAGUUAAUGUUAUUAAUAAUAAUUAAUCAUUCUUCUUAAUCAAGUACAUUUAUUCUUGUUAUGACUGUCAUGUUCCAUGUCAUGACUGUAAUCAUUAAUUAAUAAAUUUUACAAGUGAUGUGUAUAAUAUCUGAGAAGUGACUCCAGGAAUCCAUGUCCAGGAAUGCAUUAACUGUGCUUACCCAUUCCGCCCAGCUUCAGAGAACACAUACUCACUGAUAUUAUACUUUAUUUCUUCAUUUUUAACUAAUCCAGUGUAUCAGUAAUAUAAUAAUACAAUUGUGCUUAUUUUAUGUCUUUUUUUAAUAUGUUUCUACAAAUGUAAGACAUUUUACUGUGUGUUCUCUAACUGUGUGGGUUAAAGGAAGGCCAUGCCUAGAUAAUAAAGUUCAGUCUCUAUAAGAAUUAAUUUAAAAACUCUUGAUUUGGUUUGAGAAUCACUCUGUAUAAAACCAAAUCACUAAAUGGAAAAGGAAAUGUUAUAGCUCCAUUAAUCACUCCAUAUUGUAUGUUUGAAUUGUUUCUUAGGAGAAGUGUUUCUAAAGGAGUGGUGGUGAUGUUGUGGGCUAAAGCACAUAACUGGUAAUCAGAAGGUUGCUGGUUUGAUCCCCACAGUCACCACCAUUGUGUCCUUGAGUAAGACACUUAACUCCAGGUUGCUCCGGGGGGAUUGUCCCUGUAAUAAGUGCACUGUAUAAUACAUUGGUACUCAGAAGGUUGCUGGUUUGAUCCCCACAGUCACCACCAUUGUGUCCUUGAGUAAGACACUUAACUCCAGGUUGCUCCGGGGGGAUUGUCCCUGUAAUAAGUGCACUGUAAGUCACUUUGGAGAAAAGUGUCUUCCAAAUGCAUAAAUUUAAUUUUGUGAACUUUCUUCCCCAAGUCUCAUUGCAGGCCCCGAGGCCCUGUUAACCUUGUGGGAAUAUGAUAAAAACCUAUGUAUGGGCAUGUGACUGUGUUCUUGUGAGGUAACUAAAAGUAAUUUAGCUCCCCUUCAAUGGGUAUUUCAUGGGCAUGACAAGCAAAGAGGCCCCAUAACUCAUGACAUCUAAAUGCUGCAGAAUGAUUUAUGACAAUAAAUGGAAUCAGAAUCCAUAUCGGAGUUAAGAUGACAAACUGAUUUUGCUGUAGUUUCCUUGUAUGUUCAGUUAGUUCACUCAUUGAAUUAAUCUGUAAUCUGUCUUUUGUAUUUUGAAUUGUG